CACCAGACAAGUCAUCCUGCCCGCCUGCCUACAUCCCCGUCCAAAUCUGGCUUUCACGCCCUGCACCCAGCAGCGGUGUUGCAGUGCACUCUCUUAACCUGCCCUGGCACGACACAGAGCCCGCCGAGCGAGACAAAGUCCUGCCAAUACUUGCGUGAUUCUUCCUUGUCCAUCGUGGCCGGCACGCACGCCGUGGGCGUCAAACAAACUGCGUGCUAAGGACCAGUCACCGCUAACCAUGUACUAGUCAAGCCUGCUUGCCGCUUUUGCUGAUCCUUGCUCAUCAUAUUCGAUUCUGUUCCGUCUUCAGCCCGCCCCAUUUUCGCAAUAUGAGCUUUCAGAAGGGCCUUCUGCACGAAACCACAGUGUCGACGCGGCCAGGCCAGCAAGUGACGUACCACACCACUACUGUAGCUGGUCACAAGCGGCCUCAUGGCGAACCGGUUGAUGGCCCUGCCCGGAUCGGACCAAUACAGGCCGAGCCUCAACGGCCCGCUCAGUUCGAGAGACCACCUCGAUUUGACCACCACGGGCCGCCACGGCUUCAAGCCAGUGCAAUCGUGCCGGAUGGGCCAUCACUCGCUGCCAGCAGAGCUGCCAGUUCGCUUCCUCAAGGAUCCGCCUCCGGCUCGCAGCGGCCACUCAUCGAUCAUGCUUUGCAGCUCUCGCAUCCGCGAUAUGCACUGCCCGAGCAGCUUGUUCAGAAUUUCCGCGAGCUCGGCAUCGCAGAGAUUUAUCCUUGGCAGAAGCAAUGCCUGAUGGGGCCGGGACUCCUUAAGGGGGAGAAGAAUCUAGUCUACUCGGCGCCCACGGGCGGUGGCAAGUCGCUCGUCGCCGACAUCAUUAUGCUCAAGCGAGUGCUCGAGGACAGGAACGCAAAGGCUCUUCUCGUGCUGCCGUAUAUCGCUCUGGUCCAAGAGAAAGUCAGGUGGUUGCGGAAUUUGGUGCAGGGCAUCUCACGCGAGCAGGCAGAAGACGGCAUACCGGCUUCGACGCCAGGUCUCUGGCGAAGAAGGGCUGACAAGAACAACAUCCGGGUUGUGGGCUUCUUUGGUGGCGGCAAGAUCCGCGCGACCUGGGCUGAUUUCGAUAUUGGAGUAUGCACAUUUGAAAAGGCCAACACUCUCAUCAAUGGCGCAAUGAUGGAUGCUAGCAUAUCGACCCUCAAGGCCGUGGUGAUGGAUGAGCUGCACAUGGUCGACGAUGACCAUCGGGGGUACUUGAUGGAGCUCAUGGCAACGAAACUCAUCAGCCUCGAGCAUAAGGUGCAGAUUGUGGGCAUGAGUGCGACCCUAUCUAAUAUUGGCAUUCUGGCUAAAUGGCUGAACGCCCAUACCUACAUCACCACGUAUCGUCCGAUCCCGCUAGACGAAUUUCUCGUUUACGAGGGCAACGUAUACCCAGCUUCAGGAACUAAAGCGCUCCUCAAGACAGCAACGCAACUGAACAAGGACGACAAGGAUAUCAGCCUCGCGACCCAGCCAUUCCAGCAUAUCCAACCAGAAAGGGUCAUUGAUCCAAAUCCCUCCAAAGAGCUGCAGGAACCAGUAUUGAAUGCUGUUGUUGCUCUGGCCGUAGAAACUGCUCUUGCAGGUCAUGGAGCAUUGGUAUUUUGCAGUAGUCGGCACGGGUGCGAGGCCGAUGCCCGCAUCAUCAGCCGAGCACUUCCGGAUGUGCACAAAGUGGCACAUGAUGUCGCCGCUGCGCGGCUGGAUCUCCUUGGCGAUCUAAGAAGUCUGCCGACAGAUCUUGAUCCUACAUUGGAGCAGACUAUUCCUUUCGGGGUCGCGUUUCACCAUGCAGGGCUGACCACGGAAGAACGAGAUCUGAUUGCGGAUGCGUAUGACCGUGGAGCCAUCAAAGUCAUUGCAGCAACAUGUUCAUUAGCUGCUGGUAUCAACUUACCUGCUCGCAGGGUCAUUCUCCAUAACGCGAGAAUGGGCAGAGAUCUGGUCGGACCCUCGAUGCUGCGCCAGAUGCGCGGUCGAGCAGGUAGAAAGGGCAAAGACGAGGUCGGCGAGGCAUAUCUAUGCUGCCGAAAGAACGACUUGCAGGACGUUGUGGGCCUGAUGGAUGCCGAGCUGCCGAAAGUUACGAGCGGAUUGGCAACUGACAAGCAGCGGAUACAGCGAGCGCUCCUCGAGAUCAUCUGCAUCCGCCUGGCUAACUCGAAGGACGCCAUCUACGAGUACCUUGCGAGCACUUUGCUCAACAUCAGUGGCAGCUGUCCUGACUUGACAGAACAUGUUGAGACCAGCCUGUCUAGCCUUGUCGAGAUGGGCUUCAUAACGCUCGACCGUAAUGAGACCUACAACCCAACGCAGUUGGGGUCGGCAAUCGUCACCUCGGCAUUAGAUCCAGAGGACGGAGCGUUCGUGUAUCGCGAGAUACAGCGGGCGCUCAAGGCCUUUGUUCUCGAUGGCGAGCUGCACGUUCUUUACACUUUCACACCGGUGCACGACUUUUCUAUUGCAAUAAACUGGCAGAUUUUCCGACGGCAGAUGGAGUCGCUCGACGAGAGUGAACUCCGGGUCAUGACGCUGCUUGGCCUCAAGCCUUCUGUAGUCAACCGGAUGGCACAAGGUGCCGUCUUCCGCGAGGCUACCGCUGAGGAGAAAGAGCUGGCGAGGAUUUACAACCGGUUCUACCUAGCACUCCAGCUACGCGAUUUGUGCCAUGAGAUGCCCUUACAUACAGUCGCGCGCAAGUACGAAAUGCCCAGAGGCACGAUCCAAACGCUGGCGCAGACAUGCCAGGGCUUCGCGGCUGGAGUCAUCAAGUUUUGCGAGCAGAUGGGCCAUGGUGCAAUGGCAGCAAUUCUCGACCACUUCUCCGAUCGCCUCCGGGCUGGCGCAAGAGCAGACUUGCUGGCACUUGCACGCAUCACAUUCAUCAAGAGCCGUACCGCACGGGUCUUUUAUGACAAUGGGUUCAGGAGUGUGGCAUCCAUUGCGAAUGCAGAUCCACGGGAGCUGGUCCCCAUUUUGAUGCAGGCCCGACCGAACAAGAUCCGUCUCAAAUCCAAGGACGAGGAGAAUCUCGAGGCAAAGCUCCUGGUCAAGGCGACAGUGAUCACCGAGUCGGCGAAUCGGCUCUGGCAGAUGGAAAUGCUGCAGGAGCUUGACGUGGAAUGAUAAAAGUACUUUUAGGGGCAACUUGCCUGGGUGGCGACCAAGGAAAUUUACUCGUAUUCUCUGGGAUGAUAGAACGUGUGGCAGAGAGUGCAGAAUCACAAUUCAGAUAUAGAAAACCAUUCGUGGGCUCAUGCUCAUUUACACACAACUCACGGUGUUCCCAGGUCAGUGUGUACCGGGUCCAAAUUGCCAUUCGAGACGGUCGUUGUCACAUGGGGGGGGCGAAAACAAAGGAAUGUCGCGCC
This is a messenger RNA of Microdochium trichocladiopsis, 3379 nucleotides long. RefSeq names its product DEAD/DEAH box helicase. Lineage: Eukaryota; Fungi; Ascomycota; Sordariomycetes; Xylariales; Microdochiaceae. The record is from RefSeq and is a predicted model, not a curated record. The coding region runs from base 330 to 3134 and encodes 934 amino acids. Gene Ontology annotation, molecular function: nucleic acid binding; ATP binding. The transcript is spliced from 7 exons.